AUGAGGGAUAAUGAAAGGGAGACAUAUCGUAUAGAUAUGAUACUGAUGGAUGAAAAGGGUACCAAGAUUCAAGUUUCUUGCUUGCAUAGGCUAUUUUCAAAGUUUGAGAGGCAUCUUAAUGUUGAUGAAUGCCUUAUCAUUAAACGACCAUCUCUUACUGCGAACACUGCAUCUUUCCAGAUUGUUCCUAACAAUCAGAAACUAUCUUUUUAUUAUCAUACGUUCGUGGAAGUGCAAGAUAUGGGAAGGUCCGCAAAAAUAAAAGAGGGUACGACAGUAGAUUUCAUUGGUUAUGUUGGUGUUUGUUAUAACAUCGAGGAGACUAACAAAAAGGAUGGUAGUAAAGGGAAACGCCUUAAGCUUAAGCUUCAAGAUCUUGAAGAUGUUCAGAUCGAUUUAACUCUUUGGGAUGAUUACGCUAAGGACAUGUAUUCUUACAUGGUUAGUGAAAAGCGUAAAGCACAUGUUGUCGUUGUUGUCCAUUUUGGUUCAGUUAAAACAUACAAAGGCAAAUGGGGAUUUUCUAAUAACUUUGAUGGUUCACGACUUUUCAUUAACGACAAUUUUGAUGACAUGCUAUUGUUCAAGCAAAAGUUUCUUGCAAAACUUUCUGCUUCAACUGAGUCAAGUAGCCAUGCUGGGUCAUAUAUGAUGUGUUCUAUCGAAGAUGAAUUUUUAAAGAAUGAUGUUUUUUCACCAAUUGCUUAUCUUGCAUCAAUCUUAGAGCCAAAGAAAGUUGUUGUUGGAACUAUUGUAGCAAUCGUUUCAGAUAAGAUGUGGUAUUAUGAUGGGUGUAACUAUUGCAAGUCAAAAGUUGAGCAAAAGUUUGAAACCUAUGAUAAGGAUGAUGGAACAAGUGAUGUCAGAGAUCAGAAGUUGUAUCAAUGUUCUAACAAGGAUUGUAAUGGAAAAGAAAGUUUUCCCGCUGCCCAGGUAAAGUGUUUGUUUAAAAUACCGAUUCGCGUUCAAGAUUCAACCGGUACUGUGACGCUUACAUUAUUUGACCACGAGGCGUUGAAGUUUGUUGGGAAAACUGCAAAGGAACUUAUACAAAUUCAGGAUGAGUUAUUGAAGACAAAUGAUUUUCCAAGAGAAUAUCCCGUUGAAUUUGAAGAGUUGGUUAACCUAAAGUGUGCUUUCGUGAUUAAAGUAACUGACUUUAACAUUGUCAAUGCUGUUGAGAAUUAUGGAAUAUCAGUUGUUACGACUGAUGAUGAGAUCUUGGAUAAGCUCAACAAAAAAUUUAAAAUUGACCAACUUAAUGUUUCUGAAUCUUUUGGUAUGAGUCAGUCUGAGUUCCAAACUUCUGGUGCUGAAUGUUUGAAGGAUUCUGAUUCUUACACUGGGGAUAACACCACACCUGUUUCAAAGGAUAUUGUGUGUGAGUUGAAACAAUCAUCUUCUGAUAUGAAGCGUAACCUUGAUGAUGUUUAUUUGAAUGAAGUGGGAUUGGCGUCCUCAGCCAGUAAGCCUCGCAUGUGUGUUGAGAAGAAUUGA
Helianthus annuus (common sunflower) is the source of this 1497-nucleotide messenger RNA. RefSeq lists its product as uncharacterized. Bases 1 to 1497 code for a protein of 498 amino acids. The record is from RefSeq and is a predicted model, not a curated record. The transcript is spliced from 12 exons. NCBI's taxonomy places the organism in Eukaryota, Viridiplantae, Streptophyta, Magnoliopsida, Asterales, Asteraceae.